CAUCAACAAACCUUCACGACACUGAAUCGAUUUGCGACAGGCUGGGAUACCAAACCUUCAAAAUAAAAGUCGUAUCGAAAAGGACAGUGCUGCAGAGCCAUUGCAAUAGAAUUUUCUGCAACACCGUCUUCUGUUUUCUGUGACGCUGCGACGGAUGUUAGUGGUAUCUUAGCAACCGAAGAAAAUAAGUUAAACGUUCCUGCUUGCGGCAAAAACACGAGUUGACAGUAUGUCCUCAAAGGAGGCAACAGUGGCAGAGACCAAGACUAAAUUGAAGGAUCGGCUUAUGAACCCUGACCUGUCAGAGGCAAUCCCUCUCUCUGUUGAGGCUCAGCCCAUCUCAAGAGUACUGGAACAUCGCAUCAGUCAAAUUGAGGUUGUUGUAACUCUGCCUGCUAUCCUCCGCUUCAACAGCGCUUCUAGCGUUGUGGAUGAGAAGUUGAACAGGGCACUUGAAAAGCACCGACUGUUAGCUGAAAGACUUGAGAGAGAGACACAAGACGGUCUCAAGAAGGAGGCAGAGGGCGAAGAUGGAGAAGAACAGAAGAGAGCAAACACACGGCUUGAGAGGGACAUCAAGGACUCAGUGAAGGAUCUGCUCAGGUUGCUAUGGACGCAUCCAGACGCCAUUCCUGUUUUCAGGGCAGAGCGAGGUGUGGAAGCAGAGGAGAGUGAGGUAAAACUAAUCAGAGGGCUUAAGAUGUUUCACAGCCAAAUGGUCGACAGGUUGCUGACCAGUGUGCAUGAGGAGCAACAGCUGGUCCUCUACAAGCCGUCGUCUUCAUCCCCUGCCCACAGUCAGGUGCACAAGGCUCCAGUGGAGGAAGAGGUAGCUGCAGCCAUAAAGGCAAUAGAUGCAAAGAUUUCUCAGAAAAAUGUGGAGAUCGAAAAAUUGCAGGAGUCCCUGGACGCAAACAACUCACAAAAACUGCACAUUUCACCCACAUACAAGAAGUGUCAGCCACAUAUAUCAGAGAAACAAGCCAGUAUGCAGCAGGAAGUUGAUCCACUGAACAAUCAGCUCAACAAUUUACUCCGUGAAAACAAACAGGCAGAGAGAGCACUCCAAGAGAAAAAUGAAAAAGUGGAGGCGGAAAUUGAGUAUUUGCUUCAAAGGUUUGACAGUGACAUGGCAGAGAAGCAGGCCGAACUGGAGCUGAAUGAAAUUGAGUGUGAAAGGGAGGAGGAGGAGCUUAGGAAGCAGAAGGAACCAUUCUCGGUCCUAGAGACAGAGUACGACCAGAUCAUAGAGAGGCGUCGGCUGGCAGAGGAGAAGAGACAGGAGGAGAUGAAGGAGCUGGAGCUGAAGACCAAAGCUGCGAUUUUUGCCCAAGCGUGGUGGAGAGGCUACAGCACCCGCAAGGCCUUGAAGAACAAGGGAAAAAAUAAGGGCAAAAAAGGCAAAGGGAAAGAACUUGGGAUCUUACCAUUCAUUAUGUCUGCAAAAACUGGAACAGUGUUGGCAACAACAAACGCAAAGACCCAAUCGAAGGAUCGGCUAAAGAACCCUGACCUGUCAGAGGCAACCUCUCUCUCUGUUGAGGCUCAGCCUAUCUCAAGAGUACUGGAAAAUCGCAUCAGUCAAAUUGAGACUGUUGUAACUCUGCCUGCUAUCCUCCGUUUCAACAGCGCUUCUAGUGUUGUGGAUGAGAAGUUGAACAGGGCACUUGAAAAGCACCGACUGUUAGCUGAAAGACUGGAGAGAGAGACACAAGACGAUCUCGAGAAGGGGGCAGAGGAUGAAGAUGGAGAAGAACGGAAGAGAGCAAACACACGGCUUGAGAGGGACAUUAAGGACUCUGUCAAGGAUCUGCUCAGGUUGCUACGGUCGCAUCCAGACGCCAUUCCCGUUUUCAGGGCAGAGCGAGGUGUGGAAGCAGGGGAGAGUGAGGUUAAACUAAUAACAGGGCUUAAGAUGUUUCACAUCCAAAUGGUCGACAGGUUGCUGACCAGUGUGCAUGAGGAGCAACAGCUGGUCCUCUACAAGCCGUCGUCUUCAUCCCCCGCCCACAGUCAGGUGCACAAGGCUCCAGUGGAGGAAGAGGUAGCUGCAGCCAUAAAGGCAAUAGAUGCAAAGAUUUCUCAGAAAAAUGAGGAGAUCAAGGAUGUGCAGCAAUCUCUGGACAACAUAAUAGCAACAGCACAAAAAGUGUUCAUUUCACCCACAUAUGGGACGUUUCAGCCGGAAAUAUCAGAGAAACAAGCCAGUAUGCAGCAAGACGUUAAUAAACAGAGCAGCCAGAGAGACAGUUUGCUCCGUGAAAACAAACAGGCAGAGAGAGCACUCCAAGAGAAAAACGACAUACUGGAGACAGAAAUCGAGUAUUUGCUCCGACAGUUUGACAGUGACAUGGCAGAGAAGCAGGCCGACCUGGAGCUGAAUGAAAUUGACUGUGAAAGGAUGGAGGAGGAGCAGAGAAAGCUGAAGGAACCCUACUCUAUCCUGGAAAUAGAGUACGACAAGAUCAUAGAGAAGCGUCGGCUGGCAGAGGAGAAGAGACAGGAGGAGAUGAAGGAGCUGGAGCUGAAGACCAAAGCUGCUAUUAUCGCCCAAGCAUGGUGGAGAGGCUACAGCAUCCGCAGAGACUUGAAGAACAAGGGCAAAAAAAAGAAGGGCAAUAAGGACAAAGGCAUAAAAGGCAAAGGCAAAGGCAAAGGCAAAAAGAAAUGAUCCACUGACUAGUUUCAUCACCGACACACA
This is a messenger RNA of Platichthys flesus (European flounder), 2701 nucleotides long. RefSeq names its product IQ motif containing D (gene drc10). NCBI's taxonomy places the organism in Eukaryota, Metazoa, Chordata, Actinopteri, Pleuronectiformes, Pleuronectidae. The record is from RefSeq and is a predicted model, not a curated record. The coding region runs from base 230 to 2671 and encodes 813 amino acids. The transcript is spliced from 10 exons. Gene Ontology annotation, molecular function: protein binding.